ACGAUCCAAAAGGGAGCAUGAGAGAGUCCAACGGACCGCAAAACGUAGGGGUGAGCAGCAGAGGAGAGGAAGAUUCCAUGGAGAGAAGAGGGUGGGGGGGCGGAAAGGGAGCUGUCCCGCUGCGCAUGCGCCUUCUAGGCCGCCCUGCCCUAUCGGAAGGCGAGAGAGGCAGAGAAGACAAAGGCCCCUCCCGCCCCUCCCUCGCUUUUCAGCUCUCCCCGCAUAUAACGCGCCCCGCUUUUCCCGCGGCCUGGUUUUAUGGCCCCCCGACAAUAAGCCUCCCUCUCGCUUGUUUGGGGCACUUCCUCAGGGGGCUUUGACGGGAGCCCGCCAUGGCAGGGGGACAAGGUGCCCUCCUCCCUGUAGUGGAAGGGAUCGGGGCCCCAAGCAGCCCUGAGGGGGACCAGGCUUCACCCAUGAAACGGCCACCAGCGUCAGGUGAGCCUGCAGGUUCCUCGCUCCCACGCCGACCCUGCAGCAAGCCUGACGACAACCUUGCGAGGCAGGGCCCCCGUGCCACCGCAUCUUCCCCGCUGCCGGUGUCCAAGAUGGCUUUCCGCCGGGCCUACUCCAUCAAGGACAAGCUGCAGGCCAUUGAGCGCGUGAAGAGGGGCGAGCGGCAGGCCUCUGUGUGCCGGGAUUUCGGGGUCCCUGGCGGCACCCUCCGUGGCUGGCUGAAGGACGAAAGCAAGCUGCGCUGGUUCCUGGACCAGUUGGGGGGCGAGGUGGGCACCCACCGCAAGAAGAUGCGCCUGGCCAACGAGGAGGAGAUCGACCGCGCCGUCUACACGUGGUUCCUCGCCUUGCGCCAGCACGGUGUACCGCUCUCCGGACCCGCCAUCCAGGCCCAGGCCGAAGCCUUUGCCCAGCAGAUCUACGGACCCGAGUGCACCUUUAAGGCCAGCCACGGGUGGUUCUGGCGGUGGCAGAAGCGGCACGGCAUUUCCAGCCAACGCGAGGGGGGCGGCCUAGGGGCGGCUGGCAACACGCCUGCCCUCCGAGCUGAAGCGGACGCCGCUUCCCCCUGCUCGGCCUUCUCCGACAAUACCCGCCUGCCCUCGGCUGCUGCGCCACCAGAUGAAGGCGGGUACAGUGACAACCAAAUCUACAACGCUAACAUCACCGGGCUUUAUUGGAAGCUGCUGCCUGGCCAGGCCCGACUGCCGCAGCCUCUCCCAUCACGGGCGGUAGACCGGGUCACGGUACUGCUGGCCGCAAAUCUAACCGGCUCCCACAAGUUGAAGCUGCUGGUAGUGGGAGGCCUGCGGGACCCUCCUUGCCUCCGGUGCCGCAAGAGGGACACGCUUCCGGCUUGCUACCGCUACAGCCCACGGGCCCAGUUGGGUCGCUCCCUGCUGCGGAUUUGGUUCUUCGAUGAUUUCGUUCCUAGCGUGAAGCGCUUUUUGCGCCGCAGCUGCCUCCAGCAAAAAGCCGUCCUUCUGCUCAGCUGCCUCUCUGCGCACCCCGAGGAGCCGUCCCAGCUUCAAACUCCAGACGGGUCCAUCCGAGCGCUCUUCCUUUCCAAGGCGGCAGGAGGGUCGCCGGGAGGCGGAGGCCGCAUUUCGGCGCCGCUGGAACAGGGCGUUGUGUCGGCCUUUAAGCAGCUGUACAAGCGGGAGUUGUUGCGUUUGGCCGUGGCGUGCCUAGUGAGAGGAGCCGUGGGGGAGUCCGAGAAACCAGGUGGAGAGCUGGACUUUGGCCGCUCUUUUCUCCUGGAGGAUAUGCUCUGCCUAGCUGGCCUGUCUUGGGAUCUCAUCCCGGCUGGAUCCAUUGAGAAAUGUUGGCUGCUUGGCCUGCGUGCAGCCUUUGAGCCCCACUCUGGAGGGGAAGAGGAGGAGUCGGGAGAGGCCUCUGCAGGUGUGGACAACCUGGACUUCGCUGACCUCAUACACCUGGCUGCCCUUACCUGCAAGGGCCUGGCUCCAGAAGAAGUGGCCGAUUGGCUCCACUUAGAUGAUGUCAUUCCAGACACAGAGGAAGGGGAAGGCGAGGAGGAAGAAGAAACAGUUGGGACAAGAGAUGGUGGAAGUGAAGGGAGUGAUGGAAUGGGAGAUACCCCACUGCCCACUGCCCAGGAAGCAAUACAAGGCCUGCAGAAGGCCUUGCGCUGGCUGGAGAGCCAGGAUCCCCAGGAAGUUGGUACGCUGAAGGUGGUCCAGCUCCGGUCCUUCAUCAGCAUGGCGCAAAGGCUGCAGAAGGCAGCUGAACCCAACUCUUGGCAAGGAGGCUCAGAGCAAAACAGCUAACCAGAUUAUUGCACUCACCUACAUAUCUGGUGGAAGUGUUUACUCUUUAUGCAGCAAUAGGGGACGGUGCCGUGUUCCCAUAAUCACUGGGAGGUGCAAGUAUGGCACAAUCAGGGCAGAACAGGAUAGUUCCUUCCCCCUCCCUAUGAGCAUUGGGGUGAGGCUGUUAAAGGGGCUUGACUCCCCAAGUUCUGGGGGUUGGGAAAAAGUGGCCAUUACAGCAGAGAGGCAGGAGGGGUAACUCUGCUCCCUAAACCGUUUGCUCAGGGUGCGAUUCUUGCCUGUUCCCUGUGGUGG
Lacerta agilis (Sand lizard) is the source of this 2543-nucleotide messenger RNA. RefSeq names its product tigger transposable element derived 5 (gene TIGD5). The transcript has a single exon. The record is from RefSeq and is a predicted model, not a curated record. Gene Ontology annotation, cellular component: nucleus. Lineage: Eukaryota; Metazoa; Chordata; Lepidosauria; Squamata; Lacertidae. The coding region runs from base 333 to 2246 and encodes 637 amino acids. Gene Ontology annotation, molecular function: DNA binding.